AUGAGGGCUCCUGCUCUUCGCCCCCCGCCUCUUUUGCUUCAAGAGAAAGGGCGAGAAACUGUGAUACCUAAUCGAAAGGUUGUUCAUCACCGCAUCAACAGAACUUUGGUGUCUCUUCUCAUGUUACUCACUGUUGCGUGUUUGACAUGCUUUGGAUCAGCCUACUAUCUCUAUACAACGAGGUGGGACAUUCGAAUCGUAUCUCCCUACAGCACUUCUAAUGCCGUAUCCGAAGUCGUCGUAUCUGACAUGGAUAUCGACGACACGGACUUUUCGAAAAAAUACUUGACAUACCUGCCACAUAGUGGCUUCCAUAAUCAACGCAUCGCUCUCGAAAAUGCUUUGUUGCUUUCACACCUACUUCGUCGCACGCUCCUUGUACCACCUAUUCUGCUAGGAAACAAACCCUUGCGCUAUGUUGAAUAUAAUACCCUCUUUCGUCACCAUGAACUAUCAAGCAAAGAAGGUCUAGGCCACUGUCCGGGAAUUCCUGUCUACAUUAGCCUCCCUGUUGAAUGUCUUCAUUACUUCGAGACGUCUUAUGUUCCUUGGACCUGGUUAGUUGACCUUUCGACACUCUCUGCUCAUCAGUCCCUCUUCCAUAGGCCAAAUAUGUCACAAGCUUGGCUACAUGCGAGAUUCAGCAUCACUUCGACUGACGUAUAUGUCCUACGCGAUGAUACGCCUUACCAAUUUCGCUUUUUGGAUACUUUGGGAGAUUCCUCUCCGCCAACAGAUAAAUACCAGGAAGAUGUAUAUAUCACCGAGCUUGCUGCAAUUCCAGAACGUCUUUUGCAGAUCGGGACGUUGUUUGGGACCUCUCGUCUUCGCCUGAAAAACUCUGACAAUAUUGCUUACCUUGAAAUGGUUCGGCGCAAGAUGAUUUUUGCGAACUUAGAUCUUGUUGCUGCAGCCGAUAGUAUAAGUCAAUCGCUCCAUUAUUCCUACUUGGGGGUGCAUUUACGAUCUGGCGAUGGCAAAUUCAAAACAGCAAUUGGCACUACCGUUAAAGCAAUAUGGUGGAACAUUCUCCAUUCGAUGCUUAACUUUUCGUUGGCCCAAAUCUGCGAUGUGGAGAACAAAAUUUUGGGAGAUAUGUCUGCAUGCAUGAAUUCCGACAUGAAGCACAUUGUCACGGUCAACAGCAAUGCUUUUCCGCCAAAUUCAUCAUGGCCACUUGCAUACAAAGGACCCUGUCGCUGGUCUCGUCACCGUGAACAGAAAUAUGACCUAUUAAAUACUCCCAUAUAUGUUGCGACUGACUUGCAGUUUCCUGAGACGCACCCAGAGAUGUUAAUAAUGCGGCAGACUUUUCCUUGUCUAUUCUUUUUGGCCGACUUUAAAAAGGAGAUUACACCACUUGAAAAGUUAGUUAGCCCUUACGAUGGGGUAGGGCUGGGGCAAUUUGUUCUUCCUUUCGUUGAUGGUUUAGUUUUAGGGAAGGCUGUGAACGUCGUAGGCACUGAAGGAAGUACGUUCAGCAAAUUUGUAAAGGAGGUUCUUUGGAACAACUACACAGCCUCUGUACUUGACUGA
This is a messenger RNA of Psilocybe cubensis, 1536 nucleotides long. RefSeq lists its product as uncharacterized. The record is from RefSeq and is a predicted model, not a curated record. NCBI's taxonomy places the organism in Eukaryota, Fungi, Basidiomycota, Agaricomycetes, Agaricales, Agrocybaceae. The coding region runs from base 1 to 1536 and encodes 511 amino acids. The transcript has a single exon.